GUUCCGAUCUGCUGCGAUCCCAGGACAGACCCGAGUUGCCGCCGCCGCCGCCGUCGCGAGCCGGCGGACACUGACUGUUCCAACGGAUCCGCGUUCGAAUCUCCUCUUUGAAUCGUCCCGAACGUUCCAAUCCCCGGAUGAGCUCCUUCAACCUCGACCGGUUCCGUUAUGAGAAGAAAGGCGGAGGCGGCUCCGUGCGGGAGAACGGCGACCGGGACCGACAGUGCGGCAUCCGCCUCGGAGCCGGCACCCCGCCAGAUACUGGCUUCCGGGAGGAGGCAACACCGGCAGUGACCAUUGUACCAGAGACACCAGAAGGAAAGCAGUCGAACCUGUUAUCAUAUUUUAGGACAAAAGAAAAGGGAGUCCUUUUUCUUGACUCUGAAUCUGAAAAUGAAGAACCAUGCAAGAUCAGUUUAUCAUGUCCAGCAAUAAAUGGAAGGCCAAAGGGAUGCAUUCAAAAACUAAAUGAUCCUGUUGACUUUUCAUCUGAGGAUGGGCAACUUUCCCCAAAAGAUGUACCUUCUCUGGACUGCAGUGGCUUAUCUCAUUUUAAUACUGACUUGGGGGACUCUACUGCCAUCAAAGUACAAAAACUGACAGAAAUAUUUCCAAAUAGAACAGACGCUGAACUAAUGCAGGUAAUUGAAUCAACAAGUACAUUGGAUGGAGCUGUAGCUUCGGGAUUAAUCUUGUUUGGAGAAGAAGCCACCCCUCGGAAGAGGAAAUUGGAAAUUUCCCAAAACAGCAGCUCUGAAGAAAGUGAUGAUCUCCCUAUUUCCUCCACCAAGAAGAAACCUAAUCGUCUUGAGUCACAAGAUUCACUAGAAGAUUUUGAGAAAAAAGAGUCUAUCCUGAGAAAGCUUCACAAUAAGUUUCCAGAUUUAGACAAAGAGGAACUAAGGGAAGUCCUAGAAGAACAUGACUGGUGCUAUUGGGAGGCUUUGGAAGCCUUGCAGGCGUUUGCCAAUCAAGAAGAUGAAGUGCCUUGUAUACCAGAGCCUAAAAGCAUAAAUGGAAAAGAUGCAACCUCACAUUUUAAAGUACAACCAAAAGAGAUACCUGCAGGCCAGUUGAAACAAACUAAAGUAACAGAGGAUCAGAAUGGUAAAAGAAGAAAACAUGACAAAAGGCAAAAAGAUGGUAGAAUCGCUCAAAGGGAAAGUAGCGAUUCUGAAGAUAUGGAAUCCAUUCUUUCUGGUGGUGAGAGCUCACUUGAUGAGGACUACAGUAGUGCAGAUGAAGAGGUGGAAGAUGAAUACAGGACUAAAAUUGUCAGCUUCUUGCAGGAUGCUACAGUGGAUGAACUGACUCUCAUACCUCAGUGUUCUUUGAGAAAGGCUCAGAAGAUUACAGAACUCCGGCCCUUUAACAAUUGGGAGGCACUGUUUAAAAAAUUUAAUCGCUCACAUGGUUUGUCUGAAGAUUUGAUAUGGAACUGCAAAAUAGUAAUCCAGGAACGGGAAGUGGUACUUAAGCUUAUGAACAGAUGUGCAGAAAUUUCCCAAAGGUUAGAGAUGCAAGUGACAGAAAUAACAGAAGAUGGUGGAAGUCACAGGACCAUUGAACAGCCAGCCAUUCUGAGCAAAAGUUUGGAGCUUAAACCAUAUCAACUAGUUGGAUUAAAUUGGUUGGUCCUGCUGAAUAAACAUCGAGUGAAUGGUAUAUUAGCAGAUGAAAUGGGCUUGGGGAAAACUGUACAAGCUAUAUCAUUCCUUGCCUAUCUUUACCAGGAAGGAGAUAAAGGACCACAUCUCAUCAUUGUACCUGCCUCAACCUUAGAUAACUGGAUCCGAGAACUUAAGCAGUGGUGCCCUGAUCUCAAAGUCCUUCUGUAUUAUGGAUCUUUAGAAGACCGGAAGGUCCUCCGAUCUGAUAUUCUUCAUAAGUUUGUGGACUUCAGUGUAAUAGUAACUACGUAUAGCUGCUCAAUAAGUAAUGCAGAUGACCGUAGCCUCUUUCGACGUUUGAAACUUCAUUAUGCAGUUUUUGAUGAAGGUCACAUGCUGAAAAACAUGAGUUCUAUUCGUUAUCAGCAUCUCAUGACGUUUAAUGCUGAACAUCGCUUGCUACUGACUGGGACUCCACUGCAGAAUAAUCUCCUAGAAUUGAUGUCUCUGUUGAAUUUUGUCAUGCCAAACAUGUUCAGCAGUAGUACCAGUGAGAUUCGCAGGAUGUUUUCCUCUAAAACCAAAAUUUUGGAGCAGCAAAGUACUUUUGAGAAAGGGAGGAUUGCUCAUGCCAAAAAGAUCAUGAAGCCAUUUAUCUUGAGGAGGGUAAAGAGUGAGGUCUUGCAGCAGCUACCACCCAAACAAGAUCGCAUAGAGAUAUGUUCAAUGUCUGAUAAACAGGAACAGGCAUAUACUGCCCUCUACAAGAAGUUGAAGAAAUCUAUCAACAGUAAUGAAAAGAAUGAAUUAUGUAAUGUGAUGAUGCAACUUCGAAAGAUGGCUAACCACCCACUGCUUCAUAGACAAUAUUACACUGUUGAAAAGCUGAGGAAAAUGGCCAAGCUAAUGAAAAAGGAGCCCACUCACAGAGAUGCUAAUCCUGAUCUCAUCCUUGAAGACAUGGAGGCGAUGACAGAUUUUGAAUUGCACCAUCUGUGUCAAGAGUACAGUAGCAUAAGAAGUUUUCAGUUAGAAAUGGAAUUGCUCUUGGAUUCAGGGAAGUUCCAAAUUCUGGAGAAUAUACUUGCAGAACUUAAGGAGGAGGGUUCCAGAGUUGUUCUCUUUAGCCAGUUUACUAUGAUGUUGGACAUUCUAGAAGUAUUCUUGAGACAUCAUAAGCACAGGUAUCUUCGGUUGGAUGGCAAAACUCCAAUCUCUGACAGAAUCCACUUGAUAGAUCAGUUUAAUACAGAUAUGGAUAUUUUUGUUUUCCUGUUAUCAACCAAAGCCGGAGGACUGGGUAUAAACCUCACCUCAGCCAACAUUGUCAUCCUUCAUGAUAUUGACUGUAAUCCCUAUAAUGAUAAACAAGCAGAAGAUCGAUGUCACAGAGUAGGACAGAAAAAGAUAGUGCAUGUUGUAAAACUGAUCAGCAAAGGGACAAUUGAAGAGUCCAUGCUUAAAAUUGGUGAACAUAAACUGAAACUAGAACAGGAUAUGACUUCAACAGAAACAGGAGGCGAGGGAAACAUUCCACUUAAUAUAGCAACACUGUUGAAGACUUCGUUAGGGUUGUAACAAUCGCCUGCCCUUUCCUACAUCCCCAUAAGCAUUGUUUGGAUAAGCCAACUGAAUUCUGUGCGGAUCACAGCUCGGAAAAGGAACCGCUGAUGCUGUAAUUGAAAGCAGUGAAACAGUCAAUUAACAAAAGACUCCAAUCAUUUUUUUUUUCUGAUGUGAUGUAGUAGGCUUUUUAAUGAGAAAUUGAGAGCUGGGACCAUUUCUGUGUGAGAAUACAGGUCCAGAAUCUGACCAUAUCCAAACACACCAGAAACAAAUUUUGAUGUUUAUUAAUAUAAUAUUGCUGUAGUUUCCCAUUUAGGCCACAAGUAGGCCUUACUGAAGCAGUCUAAACGGUAAAGAUCCUCUCUAGUGGUAAAACAUUGGUACUACAGCAUUACAAUUUGAUGUUUUCUGUCCUUUUCCAGAUUCUAUAACUUCACAAUUUUCUCAGACCAGACAUUUUGUUUAUUCUGAUGUAUUCGUUUCUAUUUGGCCUAUGUUUCUCAAUGAAUUGUUUCCAAUAAGGAAUGUAGUGCUAAUCAGAACUGUAAACUUACUAAGAAAAUGCUCUAAACUUACCAGCUGUGAAUUCCACUAACAAAUCCUUCAAAAAUGAAGAGAAACCUCUCAAUUUGUGGUAAUUUUAAUAUUUCUGUAAACUUCCUAUCUCCAGAUACAGUAAGACAUGUGUGUUGACCCAAAAAUUGGAUUCUUACUUUGGUUUCUCAGUUUUAUGUUGCUUUGUGUAUUCAUAGUGAGAAUUACUGUACCAUCUGUGAAGCCAUAUUUGCUUUGUUUACCUGAUCUGAUGUACUGUUACUAACUGAAAAGGAGAAAUUAAGUGCAAAUAAAGAUUCUGCAGUUUUGAAA
Carcharodon carcharias (great white shark) is the source of this 4043-nucleotide messenger RNA. Its product is annotated as SWI/SNF-related matrix-associated actin-dependent regulator of chromatin subfamily A containing DEAD/H box 1-like. The record is from RefSeq and is a predicted model, not a curated record. The coding region runs from base 138 to 3188 and encodes 1016 amino acids. The transcript has 23 exons. Gene Ontology annotation, molecular function: ATP-dependent chromatin remodeler activity; DNA binding; ubiquitin binding. Gene Ontology annotation, cellular component: nucleus. Lineage: Eukaryota; Metazoa; Chordata; Chondrichthyes; Lamniformes; Lamnidae.